AUGGAAGUCUCGACAGUUGAACAGCUUAUGAAGGACAUCUUGGGUGGCAUGAAGAAGCUCGCAUCGAGUCAGAUUUUCAGAUCAGUCUUACAAAACGACAUGGAGACGCUCGAAGAGGCUCUUGAGGAAGCCAUCCGCUAUAUAUUGAAAGUGGAGCCAUCACUGCCUGAUUUGGAAUUCAAUAACGAUGAGCGAAUCUUUACGUCAGAACAAGAUGCUACUGGAGUUAUCCUGCAACAGAAUGGUGAGACGAUGGGUUUCGGUGAUCCAUAUUUUCCAAAUUUUGAGAGCCCCGAAAACGACACAUCGGUAAAUAUAACUGUACAAGAGGAUGGUGGAGCUUAUGAACUAAUCACCAAGGAUUCGUACCACGGUAUUACGCUGCUUUUGACGAAGGAGUAUCUACCAGGUUCAUACGAUGACGAUCGACUGGAAUGA
Molecule: messenger RNA, 438 nt
Organism: Bipolaris zeicola 26-R-13
Lineage: Eukaryota; Fungi; Ascomycota; Dothideomycetes; Pleosporales; Pleosporaceae
Exons: 4
Coding region: 1-438 (145 amino acids)
Source: RefSeq, a predicted model, not a curated record